Molecule: messenger RNA, 1340 nt
Organism: Phragmites australis (common reed)
Lineage: Eukaryota; Viridiplantae; Streptophyta; Magnoliopsida; Poales; Poaceae
Product: heavy metal-associated isoprenylated plant protein 6-like
Exons: 3
Coding region: 146-1072 (308 amino acids)
Biological process (GO): regulation of defense response to fungus
Source: RefSeq, a predicted model, not a curated record
GUGCGUGCUCAAGCUCAGGUUUAAAACGCCGCACCCACCACCUCCUCCCUUCCGUGUAUCUUUUCCCUUCUUUCUCUCCCUCUCUCGGCAGCCGCCAUUCCGGAGUCCAGACUAGGAAGGUGACGCAGCUUCGAGCGCCAUUGAUAUGGCGGACAAGAUCUCCACGAUCGUCCUCAAGGUUGACCUUGAAUGCGAGCGAUGCUACAAGAAGAUCAGAAGAGUCCUCUGCAAGAUCCAAGACAAGUUGGGCAUCAAGACGAUCUCCUUCGACGAGAAGAGCAAUGCCGUGAAGAUUUCCGGGCCGUUCGACGCUGAGAAGGUCUGCAAGAAGCUCUGCUGCAAGGCCGGCUGGAUCAUCAAGGAGAUGAACAUUAAAGGCAAGGAGGAGUCGAAGGACAAGGACGGCGGCGAUAAGCCCAAGGCCGCUAAACCGGCCGAGAAGGAUGCCGGCAAGCCGGAGAAGGUCAAGGACGCCAAGCCGGACAAGGAGGCCGCCAAGGCGGGGAAGAAGGAGGCCAAGGUGGACAAGGAGGCGAAGCCGGACAAGGAGAAAACUAACAAGGACGCGAAGCCGGAAAAGAAGGUCAAGUUCGAGUUAGACGACGCGGCCCCCGCGUCGACCGCGAAGCCCGGCAAGGCUAUGCCCAUGCCGGCCGGCAUGAGCAAGGCCGACCUCGCCCCGCUCCUCGAGAAGAUGAUGGCGUCCAAGGCCGGGCCCGAGCCGCCGCGCGGCGAGCCGAUCAUGCCGCCGAUGAUGAUGGUGCCGCCCGUCCCGGCCUCGCAGGGGGUGGCCGUGCCGUCCAUCUGGCCCGCGCCGGCCGGGUCCGUGUCCGGCUACAGCUACAACGCGGGCUACGAGCCGUCGUCCUACUAUGGCGGCGGAUACGGCUGCGGCUGCGGCGGGUACCAGUACUGCCGGUGCAGCAAGCCGGCUGCGCCCGGCGGGUACUACGGCGUGCCCGUGUACGACAACCAGGGGUGGCACUACGGCGGCGGCCAGCAGCCGUACUACCACCAGCAGCAGCAGCAGCCCUGCUGCGAGGACCCCAACGCUGGGUGCAGCGUCAUGUGAUGGCAAUGGCCAUGGACAGACAGAUCAGUCAGUGUGUAGUCACCUGAUCAUGACCAGUGCUGAGAAUGUGUCGCCUUGUUCUUGCUUAUGCCUGUGGGUUUUUUUUUUGUUUAUUUAGGGGGUCGAGUUGUGCAUGUGAACACUUGAGCUGUGAUGCUUAUCGUGUCUAGUUUCUCUCCCUCCCUUUUCGUGUUUGUGAUGGACGAUAAUGAGAAUAUAUAGUAUGUAUAAUAUGGCGGAUGCUAUUUAUCAAUCUCCUGUUUUUCUA